UACACCGUAGUACUGAUAAAAAUGUCUGUAUCAAAGGAUUCAUUUGAAAAAGCUCGUUUAAAAGCUCAUUCGCGUAUACUGGAAUGGGUAGAAGAAACGAAGACUGCUGGAAUUACUCGUCUGCAUGAUCGGUAUGGGGAAGUGUUUAAAAGAAUUGAAUACAAAAGGAAAGACAGCAGCGCAAAGUUCAAUUCCGGCGAAAAAACUAAGCCUUCCAUUAAAAAUGAAUACAACAGACGACAAACAAAAGGGUUGUCUAAAACAGAGCAGAAAACAUAUAAGGAGAAUGUUUCACCUGAAACGCGUAAAACACCAGAGAGAUGUAAAAGCCGUCAGACACCCGACUCCAGGAAAUGGCAACAGCUGGACAACCGCAGCUCGCAUAACAGAAGUUCCAGAGCGGGAUUUACUAGCAUAUGUAGCAUUGAAGCCGUUUCUCUCUUGUGUGAUGAUGAAACCGUAAAAAAUUGCGAAUCGUCUUUCAACCUUCCGCCUAUCAUAGAUAAAGAUAAAAAUCCCAGAAAAUUUAAGCAUGAUAAAGACUCCAUUCGAUUGAUACUUGGGACAGCUAAAUUGAAAUUAAAAUCACAGAAAACCUUAUACCGAGAAAAGUUAAACGUAAAUCAAGAUAAUAUUGACAUUGAAAAAGAUGUCAAAAAGUUAGAAAUCGGUAAUACUGUAAAGAGGCUCAGGAGGCAGAGUGUUUUUCGAAGGGUGCACAAGAAAAAAGAUCUACCCAAAAAAGAAAGCCAGGAAUCUUUGCGUCCUUUGUAUGUUAUAACGUCUUCCGACGGAGUCGAGCGAAAGAGAUCCUCCACCACACCGAUACAACGCCACACCCAAUCCCGCUCUGCAUUCUUGCCUCAGUUAAAUGAAAUCGGCGCUAGCGACACAGAUCUUCCUACGUGCAUGCGCACGGCAUCUUCUCUGGCCAUUGGAACAGAACACUCGGAGGAUGUAAUGGUCAGACCUGUUUCAGCGACCAAACUCACGCAUACGAUUCCUUUAUUACCAACACUGCGUCGUGUCAAAUCCGCAAGGAAAAAAUGCAAAGAUUUGAAGGAAACACCACACCGAGUCAAAAGCGAUUAUAUUAAACCAACCCACUAUACACUGAAAAGAUACAUUAGAAAAAUCAUGAAUGUAUUACAUCUGCUAAGAGUAACAAGGCAAAAGGUGAAAGUAGAUCUCCUUGCCGAAUGCCAAAAUCAGAAGAGGAGAGAUCAGAGAAUGUCCAAGAAGGAGCAAUUGACAUUUGAUCCUGGUUACUUCAAAUCAGCUACAACAACAUACGGAGGAUUGUCUAACAUUGCCCGAAACGCUUUAUGGAAGCCAAUCGGUCACAGAACUCUCGAUGAUGUCCGAAUACUUACUGAAGUUAUUUAUCGUUUGCCAUUCUUCACAAAAUACUCUCGUUCGGUGAAGGAAAGGUUGGCACAGGUAGUCUGGUAUGAUCAAUUUGAAAACGAUAGGAUCAUAAUACGGCAAGGUGAUAUGGGAUCUAGAAUGUAUUUCGUCAUUUCCGGUUAUGCAUCCGUACAAAGAACCGAUAUAGAUCCUAGAACAAAUUCCAAAAUAAUCCAGCAUCUGUAUGACGUCACUGCGGGAUCAACAUUUGGGGAACUUGCUUUGAUAAGAAAUAUGGUUCGGAACUUUACAGUGAUUUGCAAAGGCGAAUCCGAGUUUUUAAGUCUCAGUAAGGAUGAAUUCAACUCCAUUCUGAGAAAGGAUUACGAGGAUUCUUGGAACAAGCGAUUAGACUUCUUUCGAACUUCGAUUUUCUUUGAAAAGUUGUCAGACGACCAAAAGCGGCAAAUGGCUGAUAUGUCGAGAGUAAUAGAGUUUUCCAACAAUCGGGUUAUCCAUGGAAAUGUUCCCGGCAUGACGCAUGACGUUUUCUUCAUCAAGUCCGGUAAAUGCGAGAUUGUAAAGAAAGUCGCCUUUGUAAGAUGUGUUUCUCCAUACCUCCGGCCGCAGCUCGUUUUACAAGGAUCAAAGUCCUCUAAAGCUGAUCCAAACAAGUUCCUCAACAAGCCGUAUGGUCGUCGUUACCGUCGCCUAACCCCCGAGAAUCACUUCCUCACGGUGCUUCAGCUGACAGCGGGGGACUACUUCGGAGUCGGGGAGGAUCUAACAGACACGUUUAUCAUAGCAAAAGGAAAGGUUGAAAUUAUCGCCUUGAAUGCAGUAACAUUCAGUUUGAAUUAUACCGUUAUCCAGUCCAUGCGAGAUGACAGAAAAAAUCUCAUACCAUCCACAGAAGAACUGGCCAGGCAAUUCGAAGCUAACCGGAAAUGGAUGGAAUAUAAGAAGAAGGUUGUAAAUGACGUUGUCAAACGGAGAAAGAAGUCAACCUGUGCAUCCUACAAUGACGUGCCUGAAGCUAUGCUCAAUGAACCAUCCAUUCCUCUGGAUCUGAUUAACUAUGAAGAAUUUCAAUAGAUUCCUUUCAUUAAAACACGCUUUUGUAUGCUGAUAAUAAAACAUGCUUUCAAAUCAA
Messenger RNA from Saccostrea echinata, 2500 nucleotides. RefSeq lists its product as uncharacterized. NCBI's taxonomy places the organism in Eukaryota, Metazoa, Mollusca, Bivalvia, Ostreida, Ostreidae. The record is from RefSeq and is a predicted model, not a curated record. Bases 22 to 2442 code for a protein of 806 amino acids. The transcript has 8 exons.